GUUAUGGUGUUAUAUUACAACUUAAUUUGCAAGCAGUAUCGAAUUCCCUGUAUGAACCUGCCGACUUUGAGAUUAUAACGUUUGUUACUGUAACUAGGUAUCGGGUUCAGAAAUAAUUUGGAUAAAAUCGUCAUGGACCAUUUCAACCAUGAUAUGGGUCACGAGGGUCACAUGGAACACGAUAUGGACCAUAAUAUGAUGGCGCACAAAGAACAUCUGCACAAUAGCACGCAUAUAAUGGAUGAAUCUUUAGACACCAUGUUCAACGCAACCGAUGACAUUGCCAAUAUGGACUAUAGAUCAGAUUUCAGCAGCCACGGAGAUCACCAUAAACAUCACACAAGCGGUGGAAGUCAUAUGAUGUCAAUGACAUUUCAUGGAGGCUGUGUAGAAACAAUUUUGUUUUCAUGGUGGAAUGUAACAGAACUUGGAGAAUUUAUCGGUUCAUUUUUCGCAAUCUUCCUAAUGGCUUUACUCUAUGAAGGGCUCAAAUACUAUAGAAAGCAUUUGUUAUGGAAAACGUACACUGGACUUCAGUAUUGUGCUGUGUCUGCACCCGACAAAGGUGUCUCAAAUAUAUGUGCACCAGAUGAACCUCAAGUGAUACAACCUAUGCCCCAUGUACUUGAAAGAAAUGUACCUACUAUGUUAAGUUCAGCACACACGUGGCAAACGGUACUGCACGGGGUGCAAGUGCUUGUGAGUUAUAUGCUGAUGCUGGUGUUUAUGACGUACAAUACAUGGUUGUGUGCGGCCGUCGUGCUCGGCUCUGCGACAGGAUACUUCCUCUUUGGUUGGCGGGAAUCAGUUGUCGUAGAUUUCACUGAACAUUGCCACUGAUGAAUAUGAAACAUUUUAUUUAUUGACAUUGUUUUAUAGGUAAAUUAAGUUUUGCGUUCCUCCAAUAUAGGUCCUAUAUGUGAUAUGUUACCUAAACAAUUUGCAUAAACUUUAAAUGUUUUUAAUUUGUAUUCGUUUACCAACUAGCCCUAUUAUUAGAACUUGAAACCUGCCAGGUUUUUCUCAAAAAUAUAACAAAUAUAAGUCCCUUGUUUAAUAUUGUUAUCAUGUUAUAAGACAGACUUUUGUGUAAGUCUUACUUUUUGGGCGACAAUGUUUAUAUUAAACCAGUUAUAUAAUUGUAAUUUUUAGGCCAAUUUUAUAUACAGACUUAUAUAGCUAGCGAUAU
Molecule: messenger RNA, 1189 nt
Organism: Diatraea saccharalis (sugarcane borer)
Lineage: Eukaryota; Metazoa; Arthropoda; Insecta; Lepidoptera; Crambidae
Source: the annotation of a GenBank genome assembly